AUGAAAGCACAAUCAGCCAGUGAAAUGAAUAAUAGUCUAUUAACAACAACAACAACAACCUUAACUGUUAAUAAUGAACAUGUUAAUAGCUAUAAUAAUAACACUGAAUAUUUUAUAGGAAUGUUGGAAGAACAAUUUAAAGGCUGUAGUUUACAAGUUUAUUUCCAAAAAGAAAGUCCAAUGGUUGAUGAUAAUAUUGAAGGUUGGCUUGAAGUUGUAAAAACGUAUUGUAGAUCAUUGUAUGAUAUUAAUCAUUAUGCUAGUAAAUAUAGUUUAGUUUCACGACUUUUAACCAAUUAUCCUUCCAAAUAUACAAAGGAAUUUGAAACAAUUUUGAAAUUUAUUGCAGAUGAGAAUGAUUUGACAUGUAUAACUCAGUUUUAUGAUUUUACAUUUAAUUUCACUUAUAGUGCUCAAAUAUUCUUUAAAUGUAUAACAAUGAAAAAUAGUGAAUAUUGUAAAGUAUCAAAAUUAGUACCAGUUGUAUUAUGGAGAAAAGCUGCUGAUGAAUUAAGAGAAUGUGUUGACAAUUUUCGAAAUGUAAUUAUUAAUAAUAGAGAAGAUUUAUUUAAAUAUAGAUUGAAAUGGUUAAUACCAUUAACAAAUACAAGAAAUAAUUUACAUUUUGAUUAUUGUGUUGAAUUUGGCAAUAAUCUUAAAAUUAAUACUGAUAUAUAUUUAAAUGUUAAUGAAACUUCAGCUGUUUACAUAAUGUUUGCAAAUUCAAAUAUGAAUGAUGCAUUUAAUUGUGAAGAAUUUUACAAAAUAAUAAUGUUAUCAAUAUUAUCAACAAGAUUAUUAAGAAAAUCAGUAUGUUCAUUUAUUUGUUGUAAAACAUUCGCAUAUAGUUUUACCUAUGAUACUUGUGGAACUUUGACAAUGCUUAAAAUAGAUUUGACAAAUGUAAAUGGAAUGUUUAUUUUGUUUGAGUUAAUAUCAUAUUAUUAUACUAAUUUAGCAUGUAUGUUAUCAUUUAGAGGUGCUUUGAACAAAUUGGAAGAAAAAGAGAAGAAUAAUUUUAGAGGAAUUGAAAAAUCAAACAAAACUAAUAAACUCUCGAAUAAGCAAUCAUCUAACAGACUAGCACUUGGAGAUAUUUCAAAUAAAAUAAUCAAAUAA
Molecule: messenger RNA, 1119 nt
Organism: Naegleria gruberi
Lineage: Eukaryota; Heterolobosea; Eutetramitea; Acrasida; Naegleriidae
Exons: 1
Coding region: 1-1119 (372 amino acids)
Source: RefSeq, a predicted model, not a curated record